Vespa crabro (European hornet) is the source of this 5877-nucleotide messenger RNA. RefSeq lists its product as uncharacterized. The transcript is spliced from 4 exons. NCBI's taxonomy places the organism in Eukaryota, Metazoa, Arthropoda, Insecta, Hymenoptera, Vespidae. The record is from RefSeq and is a predicted model, not a curated record. Bases 1732 to 2397 code for a protein of 221 amino acids.
CUGAAUUCUAAGAUUCAAUUGGUAUAAUCACACUCGAAUUUUAGUACUAAUUCAAAUUUCAUUUUCAAAGAAUUCUCGCGUGAUACCGUGAAACGAGCUACGAAUGAGAAAAGAAGAAGUGAAGAAACAGUAGAAGUCGAGAAGGCGAUGCUCGACUAUUCUCUCGAGAGUCCAGCCACGGUAAAUUAGAUGAAGAAGGUUCGGCUUUGCGUGACUAAGCGUAUUGCUAGAUUUUAUGCAACAAAUAAGAACUAGACUUGGGGAAUAAAUUGCGGGAGUGAAAGCAAGAGCAACUAAAAAAGGAAGGAAAAUAGAAGAAACAAAGAAGGAGAGAAGCAAGGAAGAAAGGAAGGAUAUUCUUCCUCUUCCCGUGUCCUUCUCCAUUAAUUCUCCUUUAACAGGAAUGAGCGAUAUCCACCGACGUCUUGACAAUCAAAUUAAAAAGACAAAUCAACGUGAGGAUGUCUCAUCGAUCGAUGAUAAGAAUCAAGAAAAUCUGAAUAAAUCCGAGUAUCUCGGUAAAGAUUUCAACGAAGAAAACAGAAUAGAAGAGAAUAGGAUUGAAAGAGUAAACUACAAUCCAUUUGAUCAAGAAAAUAUCUCAAGACUAUCAUCGAUCACAACGCAAGGUGAAAUAUCUCAAAAAGAUAAAGACGAUAAAUUGUUUUGCAAGUUUGAAAAGAACUCCAAUAGCUUCAUCGUUAACACCUUUCAGAAUAAAGUUAAAGAAGAAGGAAACAUGCAAGCAACGCAAAUCGAAGAGGUAUAUGAAACUACUUUUAUUAUACUUACUCUUGUUUUUAACUCGAAUAAAUGUAAUAACAUAAGAAGGUCUAUUAUAGUCAUAUAUGUUAGAAGGGCAUCCCUUUUUUAUUUAACUAAUUUACGAUUUAUAGUAAUCUUUAUACGACUACGAUUACUUAGCUCGUUUUGGUUCUUCCUAAAGAGGAAAAAAAAAAUAUGGGCAACGAAAUGGAGAAUGUAAGUUAAAACAAAAAUAAAAAGAAAAUAUCCUUACUAGGUUGCAGUUGGCGAAAUUAGUUAUGGUAAAGAUGACGGUACAACUCGAACGAAAGAAGUAAUUAAGGAAGCUGUGCCAAUAACGUCACGUAAACUUUCCAGUGAGUCAACUAAUUUACGUUAAUUAAAAUACUAGAUGUUUCUCUAACUUAAUACUUUCUGAACAAACUGUACUAAAACACGAAUAUAUACUUUUAAAUUUAUCACAAGAGUAGCUCGUGUUAAAAUGUGUAUGUAUGCGAGUCCUGUGUCGUCAACAAAGAAAAAACGCUAAUCGAUUUUGUUACACACUUUCUAUUAUCCAAGCUCAAAAAUUUUACCGGAAAAAAGAUUAACGAUCCUCCUUAAACAUAGUUUCGUAUAUUUGUCCUAACCAAGUAUUUACUCUUAAUCAUUCAGAGAUUUUUUUUGCGAUCAAAUGUCUAUUGAAAAAAGUAGGACGAUCGAAUGUAAAUUUACUGGAUUUAAAUUAAAUUUUUCAAAUAUUUUCCAGAUAUUUACAAUUGUGAAAAAGAAAGAAAUAAAUGUUCCCUUAAUUAGUGAGUCGAAUAAAAAAGAGAAAAAAGAAAACUUGUUAAAAAAUUGUCUCCGUCGUUGACUCUCUCUUUUCUUAUGUAUGGAAAUUAAUCUAAAUCAAUGUAGACAUUUAUGAACGCACAUACACGCAUACACACAUAUACGCAUUUUUCAUAAUUCUGAAGGUAACUGACGAUGACCUCAUACGUAAUCGCAGCAAACGUGAACAAUGAUGAAGUUAUUAGAAAACCAUUGAGAAAUGAUACCAUAAAAGCAGAUACAAGGAGGCUUAAAACCGUAACACUCGAUAGAGUUGGUAGGAUUUUUAAAUCCCGAGGACAGACAUGCGAGAUGGAUAAAGCCGAAAUAAACUUGGACAAUGUAAUGAGUAUAACAGAAUCUGAGGAAAAAUACGACGAGCAAACUUCGAGGAAGGACAAAACCAAUUCUUUGGGAAGAAUGUUGAAGUUGGUGGACAAAGAUGGCGCACCAAAGAAGCUUUUUCCUCAUCCACGUGCUGGAUCCUUGAGUAGGAUUUUUCGUAAACAUUCGACUAAUGUGAACAUCGAAACCGUUGAUAAGACAGAGGAAGAAUCCCCCGGAAUUUUUUCAAGAAUGUUUAAUCAUCUAAGAGGUCGUUCGGCAAAUAGCAGAAAUAGGAGCAAUUCAAACAACUUACGCGAAACAAUGGAAAAAGAAAAGUCCUCGUUACCUCCGAAAUUACCAAUGAGUUCGAAAAUAUUGUCCCAGAAAUCUUCAAAACCACCAUUAUCGGUAUCAUCCUCAUCGUCAUCGGCGGCUGAAAAGCAGCAACCAACGAGAUCAUCCCAAAGAAAUUUUAAUCUAGCAUACAAACCUUAAAUUUCUCGUUGAUCGAUCCAUACAAAUUUAUAGCUUAUAAUCGUGAAAACGUACAAAAGAACAGAAAAAAGCAAUAACAAAAAAGACAUCAUUAUACAGUACACAGAAUGUCAACUUUAAGUGCAAUAUCUUUCUUUCUUUCUUUUUAGUUUUCUUUUAUGCAAGAAUCGGUCAAAAGAAAAUCGUUGGGCGAUAUUUUCUUGAGAAAAUAUUAAAAUAGAGUAAUAAAUUUAUUUGUAAGUUCAAAAAACGAUUGUGCAAGACAAAAUGUCCAAAGAUAAAAAAUACGCAUCAAUUAUCAGAAUCAGCAUCGUUUAUUUGAUGAACGUGCAUUUUACCAUACCACAUUUUUUUUAUUUUUCCUUUGCAUAGUCGUAUUGAUUAUGCAAAAUACGUGGAACAAUUUGUCUCUAUCUCUCUUUCACGCACGCACAUAUACACAUACACACACUACAUUUGCGCAAAUUUUUUCCAUAUAAUUUUUCCAUACCACAGCACACGUAUGUAUAUCUCAUUCAUAAUAAUAAACCUACGAACUUUUUGUAAUUACGCUGGUAUAGAGAAGUGACUGCGAAAAUGAAUCGAUAAGAAGAAAGAGUUAAUGAAAAAAAAAAACAAACAAACGAAAUACGCGCAAAGAAAAUCGAUGAUAUGAGAAUUCUUCUCUUUUCUUUUUUAUUCGCAGGUUCAUUCUCCGUUUUAAAUCGCAUCGUGCUGUUAUCGCAAUAAUCUCGUAAAAAAAUGUUUAUAUACAAAACAGUUCGGCAUCCAUAUUUAUUUUUAUUUCAUCCUUAUACGGAUACCUUGUGUUUAAAAUAUAUAUACAUACAUAUAUAUAUAUAUAUGUAUAUGUAUAUAUAAGUGUGUAGAUCCUUAACAUCAAGCUUAUUAUCAUUAAUAUUUACAACGUCAUAAUAAAUUCAAAACAUACCACGAAUCAUUAAUAUUAAUAUUAUUAUCAUCACUAUUAUUAUUAUCAUUAUUAUUAUCUAUCACCUUGUUGUCUUUCGCCUAUGUAAAUUUCAUCUUUCCUUCGUAUUUGAUUCUUCUCUUAUUCUUUUUCGACUAUUUUCUACCUGCACGGAAAAUGAAUGAAAAAAUUAUUGUAUUCAAUGUCCCUUAUCUUUCAUUUUCUCCUCUCUCUCUCUCUCUCUCUCUCUCUCUCUUUCUCUCUAUUUCUAUCUACAUAUAUAUAUAUAUAUAUAUAUAUAUAUAUAUAUAUGUGUAGUUCUUUCUCCGCGAACCACAAAUCGUGUUUUAUCACAGAAUAACAUAAAAUUAUUAAUGGUAAUGCUCGCGGCUAAAGUCGCGUAUUAUUUUUUUCAGUAGCGCUAUAAAUGUUACUGACUUCUAAGAAAAAUGUUUCUUUCCUUCUUUUAUAUAUAUAUCUUAUAUAUAUAUAAUACAUUUUCCUUUCUCGUUCGUACUUUGAUAUGGUCACCGAAAUCUGUAAAAUUUUAAACGUCGAAUUGCAUAAAUAUCCCUCGAAUAUAUUACUUAAUUACGUACGAAGAUACCUCUAAGAAUAUAUUUCGACGAUAAUACGAGCAUUGGCAAAUAAGAAAUAACGUUGGAAGCAAUUAGAAAGUACUCUAUUAUCGAGUAACGAGAAGUGUAUGAAAGCGUUUGCGAAUUUUUUGUAUCUUACAUGCUCACGACUUCAUUAUUUGAGAUUAGACUAACGAACAUAUGCCUGUAUCUAUGAAUGAGUUUCACACGAAUGAACGCAAGUACUUCUCAUUGGGGGGAAAAAAGUCUUUACCGAAAAUAAUUUUCCAAGAAUAUCGAGCGUUUCGUUUCUUCUGGUAAAAUUCAGAAAUUUUAGAAGAUUAAUUGAUGAUAAGCAUGACGUUUCUUUUAAAUCGUAAAGCUUACAAAUGAAAAUGAUAUUUAGCAAUAUUAGAAAAGUAAAAAAGAAAGCAUUGUCCUUGCAUCCAUCCUAGGAAAUAUUUGUAUACAUAUAUAUUCAUAUAUUUAUAAUUAUUUACAAUGGCCCGAUUACCCAAAGAUAGAAAAAUUAAACAUAAGGAGGAAUACUGUAGAGAGGGAGGGGCACCUUAGAUUAGAUUAUUUGCACCUAAGAACACUGCGGUAGAAACUACGAAUUAGCGAGAUUCGUUUCCUCCUUUUCUUUUCAUUUUUAUCUUUAAAAAAUAUCAACAAGUACGAUUAUUGAUUGCACAUACAUAUACAUACGCGUACACAAAAGUUAGCGCUUUUAUUAUGGAAAACAGUAUCACUCUACAUAUUUUCUCCUUUUUUUUUUUUUUUAAUCUAUUUUGUUUCGUUUCGUUUUUCGUUUUCUUUAUCAUUUUUUUUUGUUUUUGAUAGACAUGUGCAAAAUGCAUUUACCGAGUCUAAGAUUUCGUUCCUACAAUGCUUCGUUGAUUUUUCCGGUUUUUGAACAUUCUUGAUUCAUAUCGAACGUAAGAAAAUUUUUCAUUCAGCAAUUCGCUAUUAGAUAAUAAAAGUUUUCCAAAAAUACGCGAUGUCCCUUCUAUUCCAAAAUUUCCUCACUUUUGAAAACUUCUUUUUUUCUAUCUAAUCGGAAAAAUAUCGCAAAAAAAUGUUUCGAUUGGACCUCGUUGUUUAUCGUUUCGAAUGUUGCUUUCUCUCUCUCUCUCUCUCUCUCUCUCUCUCUCUCUCUCUCUCUCUCUCUCUCUCUCGCUUUUGUCGUUUUACGAAAAAUUAAGUACUCUCUCGUACCUUCUUUAAUUGCAUUAAAAAAUCGAACUUAAAUACUGAAAGCAAUAUAUUAAACGUUUCACAAGAUAUUCGUCUGAAAUAGUUCGAUAACCAUAAAGACACGUUAUCGGUUAGUGAUUUAUCCAUGAAAAAGUGAUAUGGCUUCUACGAAGAUGCGAGUUUCUUGUUCCCACUUGUUUGGCCUAACUCGAGAGUAAUGAUUCAAAAAACAGUAUCUUCACAUUUUUUCCCGCUUCGUCCACAUCUUUUAUUUCUUUCUUCAUUUAAUUAAUUCUUUAACACUUAAUUGGCACGUCUAGAACGGCUCUUGGACGGAUGGUUGUCAUUUUUGAUAACGGCUAGAUGAAAUAGCAAAUUUCGACGUCGCACUCGUCACAAAUCCACGUUCGAACGUUUUGUUAUUAAAUUCAUCAUAAAUUUGUAAUCUUAAAGAAGAAUGCUCGAAUUAUAAAAAUUCUUAUUUAAUUUUUAAACAAUUGGACAAAAUAUUUUGUCAAUAAUUUCAAAUUUCUAAAUGUUCAUACGUGCAUUUAAAACGAAAGCGAAUCGAUCGUGACAACCCAAUUGAAUUUGUUCACUUGGUAAUUCAUUAUGAUAUGCAAAUCUGUAUCUAUCUAAGGGAUCAACGCGAGCACGUACGAUAAUUACUAUGCACAGAAAAUGGCAGCUACGCGUAUACGAUAUAUUACGACUUCUCUCUCUCUCUCUCUCUCUCUCUCUCUCUCUCUCUCUCUCUCUCUCUCUCUCUCUCUCUCUCUCUCUCUUCUUUUUUUU